Molecule: messenger RNA, 280 nt
Organism: Amoebophrya sp. A25
Lineage: Eukaryota; Dinophyceae; Syndiniales; Amoebophryaceae
Source: the annotation of a GenBank genome assembly
AGAAGUUGUUGGCUACUUGAGCAAUUUUCUGCAUGCAAGUUUUAUGAACAAGACCAACGCCAUGGCGCAAACGCGAUAUCAAGAAGUAAGAAGAUCAAGAGGGAAUAUGAAUAAAAGCACAUCAAAAGCAAGAGCCAUGUCCUUUAGGAUGAGGAAACCGCGUGUGGCCUCCCGCACUGCCCUCCAGUUUGCUACUUUAGCCGCAUUGACUUCGACGAGAGCAAACGUCACUGGUGGCCCACGUGCUACAUACCUAGACGAGGACUUGCUCCAUAAUUAG